Limulus polyphemus (Atlantic horseshoe crab) is the source of this 921-nucleotide messenger RNA. RefSeq lists its product as uncharacterized. The transcript is spliced from 4 exons. The record is from RefSeq and is a predicted model, not a curated record. Lineage: Eukaryota; Metazoa; Arthropoda; Merostomata; Xiphosura; Limulidae. Gene Ontology annotation, cellular component: extracellular region. Gene Ontology annotation, biological process: innate immune response; regulation of Toll signaling pathway; central nervous system formation. Gene Ontology annotation, molecular function: Toll binding; growth factor activity. The coding region runs from base 81 to 716 and encodes 211 amino acids.
UUACCGAACCUUUGGUUUAGACACACGAACCUCGGGCGUGAAGUCGCGUGGAACUCAGUGCUAAAUUGUAUCAAGAAAAAAUGAUUUUCUUCCACGCUCGACUAGAGACCAUUUUGGUUGUCUGCAGUUUUCUCAGACUCUCAAUGUGUGAUCAGGAUGGUGAUGAAAAGAAUAAGUAUCCUUUCGUUCCGGCCCCUCCCGGCCAGCGACCAGCAUGUGCGAAACCUGGAGCAACUUACUGUGAGCACGUGGAUAACUAUCCAAUAGAUGCUGUAACUUCUGUAUUAAGAGAAAUUCUGGGAGAAAACUUUAAUGCGUCUUCAGUUUCUGUGGACGAACGAGAGGGGCUUCAGGAACCGCCUGAAGAGUUAAUUGGUGGACCUCCUCAGAGUAAAGACAGGCCAACAAGAUCUGUCGGUCUAGAAAGUGAAUUUAGCGAUAAAUUUCAAGACCAGGGAGCCUCCUCCUGCUGUCAAGGGAACACGAUUGUUCCGAAAGUUGCUCUCAACAACAAGAAGCAAUGGCGUUUCAUUGCAACUCAUAUUCCAACAAAACAGGGUAUUGUUGAACAAAAAAUAUCCAUUAUCCCGUGUCAAAGGGAAUGCCAAGAAUGUCCAAAGAAGUUUGUAGCUCGAUCCUUGGUGAGCCUGAAUCCGAUGGGAAGAUUCGUGUUAGACAAGUUUCUGAUUCCUUUCUGCUGUUCAUGCUUUUCAUGAAGUAUCUCAUAAAAAAUCUUUUUUUAAUUUUGACUAGCUUUCAAAGAAAUCAUUUUAAGCUUUGUCUUGUAAAUUUUUCAUGUUUUCCAAGAACCAACUCCUCCAUCUUCAGGACAAGCAGUAGAUUUUCCUGUCCUUUUCCAUCAAUACUACAGGGAAUAACAUUGAUGUACAACCUACUUCGCCAUAAAAUCAACUGAUUUUA